Molecule: messenger RNA, 126 nt
Organism: Cetraspora pellucida
Lineage: Eukaryota; Fungi; Glomeromycota; Glomeromycetes; Diversisporales; Gigasporaceae
Source: the annotation of a GenBank genome assembly
AUGAACAAAAUAAAGAAAAUAGCAAAACAUAGUAAAACUUAUCUGAAAUUAUGUAACCAAGGACCAGAAGGUGAUAAAAAAGAAGAAAUUACCAAAAUUACUGCAUGUUAUCUUGAAUUAAAACAG